Molecule: messenger RNA, 5084 nt
Organism: Ictidomys tridecemlineatus (thirteen-lined ground squirrel)
Lineage: Eukaryota; Metazoa; Chordata; Mammalia; Rodentia; Sciuridae
Source: RefSeq, a predicted model, not a curated record
UCCUUCCUUCUUCUUCUUUUUUUUUUUUUUUUUUAAGUAAACAUAGCUGAGCCCUGGCUCUCUGUGGUUACUAAGCCGUUACAGGAAGGACACAGUCAGUUUCUCUGACUGAGGAAAUCGAAAGCUGUGAGCAUUGAUAGGAGGAGCCUUGUUGUGCUCCAUUUCCUCUGUCCCAGGCUGGGAGUGCAGUGUGAGACACCCAGUGUUGCUCAAGUUAUUCAGUGACUCUCCAGGACUUUUUCUCUCCUGGUGACCUUUGUAAACAUCUUAUUUCCUUAACAUUUUAAGAAAUCUUAUUUCUCAAGCAAAACAACAGCCGCCUGCUGAAGCUCUCAAGAGGUAGACUAUUGCUGAAGACACUUCCAAGGAGGCUCACCCAAAACUUGAGAAAUGGUGAACGAAUACAAGAAAAUUGUUCUCCUGAAAGGACUAGAGGUCAUCAGUGAUUAUCACUUUAGCAUGGUUAAGUCCUUACUGGCCAAAGAAUUAAAACUGACUAGGAAAAUGCAAGAUGAGUACAACAGAAUUAAGAUUGCUGACUUGUUGGAAGACAAGUUUCAAAAUGAUGCCGGGCUGAACAAGCUGAUAUCGGUGCUCAAAGACAUACCGAUGCUUGAAGAACUUGCUGGAGAACUCAAAAAAGAGAAGAUGAAAGUAAAACCAAAAACCCCAGUGAAAAAGAAGCAAGAGGUAGAUCCUGUCGCAUGUACAUCGAUCACCAGCGACACAAUGAAGACUCCUGAAUCUCAGAAAAGAAAAAAAGCAAGCUUAGAAAAGACUGAAACCAAAAAGAAUAAGAUUUCUGGAAGCAAAACAAUUAAGAAGCCUGAGGAUCAGACUCAUCCUUCCUGUUCUGCACUAGCCAGCGUGACUGCAAGCAUGGACCAUUUUCUGCCUCCCCAGAUGCCAGCAUCAACUCCAUUCAGAGCUCCCCCAACAGAGCAUCAGAAAAAGGCCCAAUGUCAUUUGGCUUCCAGAAGAAGUGUCCUCCACAAAGGCCCAAUGAUCGUGAUGGUGCUGAAAGCCACAGACCCAUUUGAAUACGAGUCUGCCGAAGAGGGGAAAAGUUCCAUGUUCCACGCCACAGUGGCUACUGAGAAUCAGUUUUUCCAAGUGAAGGUUUUCAACACCAACCUGAAAGAGAAAUUUACAAAAAAUAAGGUCAUUACUAUCUCUAAUUACCUUGAGUGCAAAGGAAUCCUGGAGGUAAAUGACGUAUCAGUUGUGUCUGAAGCUGGUCUUGACCAAAAGUUCGAGGUCCCCAGCAGUGUUAUCAAGAGAGCAAAUGAAACUCCCAAGAUCGAUCAUCUUCAUAAACAAGCACCAGGAACAUUAGUGUAUGGGUUGUUCAUGCUGCAUACGAAAAAAGUGAACAAGAAGAACACAAUCUAUGAAAUACAAGAUAAUACAGGAAAGAUAGAGGUGCUGGGGAGUGGGAAAUGGCACAAUAUCCAGUGUGAUGAAGGGAAUAAACUUCGACUCUUCUGCUUUCAACUGAGAACAAUCAACAAGAAGCUGACACUGGUGUGUGGAGACCACAGUUUCAUUAAGGUCAUCAAGAGCGCAAAGAACAAGAAGAGAGAAAGCAAUGCUAAUUUAAGCCUGGAAUUUGAAGUACAGAACUUCCCUAUAAAUCAAUUCAGUGUCUUCAAUGGUGAUACGAUUAAAGUUGAGACUUUCAUGCAACCCAAGAUCCAGAAGUCUGGACCGUUGGUGAAUAAGCAAGGAAAAAUUUCUUCAAGUUUUCAGGAGGAGCAGCAUGCUCCUCAGAUGCUUCCAACAGUGCCACCCAGCAGUGUCCACGCUCCUCAGAAGCCUCUGACAGCACCACCCAGCAGUGUCCACACUCCUCAGAAUCCCCCAACAGCACCAUCCUGCAGUGUCCACGCUCCUCAGAUGCUUCCAACAGCACCACCCAGCAGUGUCCACACUCCUCAGAAUCCCCCAACAGCACCAUCCAGCAGGGUCCACGCUCCUCAGAUGCUUCCAACAGUACCACCCAGCAGUGUCCAUGCUCCUCAGAUGCUUCCAACAGUGCCACCCAGCAGUGUCCACGCUCCUCAGAAGCCUCCGACAGCCCCAUCUGGCAGAACCAACGCCUUUCACUUACUUCUAACAUUACCCAGCGGAGUCCAGACCUCAACUAUGUCUCCCCCCAAUCCAUCAGGCAGAAUCCAGAUUCCUCAUUUUUCUCCAACGUCCUCCAGAGGAAUCCAGGGUCCUCACACAUCUCCAACAUCAUGCAGCAAAAUCCAGACUCCUCAGAUGCCUCCGGCAGCACCAGAUGGCAGAAACCCCACCCCACACUUACCUCGGACAUCACCCGGUGAGUUCCAGACCCCUCACAUGUGUCCCGAAGAUCCAUCAGGCAGAAUCCAGACUCCUCAUUUGUCUCCAACGUCCUCCAGAGGAAUCCAGGGUCCUCACUCAUCUCCAGCAUCCUCCAGUAGAAUCCAGACUCCUCAGAUCCAUCCCACAGAACCAUCCACCAUAAUCCAGAAUCCACAAGUGUGGCCAGCAACACCAUCUGCCAGUCUGCAGACUCCUCAGAAGACUGUGACAUCUUUCAGCAGUGGCUUACCCACGAAUCCAAGAUUAAAAACUGUACCUAAAGAAGCCUCUGAAGAAUGUGGUCACCAGAAGGGCCCCAAAGAAGUAGUGGUGUUGAAAGUAACAGAACCAUUUACUUACGAGUUCAAAGAAGGCGGGAAGAAGAUGUUUCAUGCUACAGUGGCCACCGAGAGCGAAUUCUUCCGAGUGAAAGUUUUCGACAUCAACUUGAAGGACAAAUUCAUCCCAAAGACAGUUAUUGCCAUAUCCGAUUACAUUGGCCGAAACGGUUUCCUGGAGCUAUACAGUGCUUCCACUGUGUCUCACGUGAGCGCAGACAGAAAGAUGGAGAUCUCAAAGACACUGAUUAAAAAUGCUAAUGCAACUCCUAAAAUUGAGUAUCUUUGCUCAAGAAGCACAACAAAAUACGUGAAUGGGGUGUACACAGUGUAUAAGAAAACUGUGAGGGAAGAUUGCACUUAUUAUGAAAUACAGGAUGAUACAGGGAAGAUGGAAGUGGUGGUGUAUGGACGGCUGACCUAUAUCAACUGUGAAGAAGGAGAUAAACUUAAUCUCUUCUGUUUUGAACUGACCUUGAAUGCAGAUAAGUGGCAGCUGAGAUCUGUAUUCCACAGUUACAUCAAGGUAAUCAAGGCCAGGAGAUUCAGCAGAGGACAACUCAAUUGUAAUUCAAAUAUGAACACUUCACAAGAAUCCUCCUAAAAGCCAGGAUGCCAUGGAUAACAGUGCUCAUGGAGAUGAGAACCAAGUACAGAAAAAAAGAUACAUAUUACAAUAUCAUACAUAUGAAACCCAGCUUUUGUGCUGACGAUAAAGUUUAGUGGUACAGUGGUUUCCUAGCAAACAUGAGGCCCUGGGUUCAAUCCCCAGCACCACACAAAUAAAUGAGUAAUAAAUGAAUAAAAACAAAAAUAGCACUUAAUUUUAGGAAAUAGGAAUUGAAGAAAUUAAUUAAAAGUCUUUCUACUUUCUACUUUUUUGUGGGUUCUAAAUUCUAUAUUUUGCCAUCUAUAACUUCUAUAAUUGUAACUAUGAUUAAUAAUUUUUUUCUCAAUCAAUGCUAGGCCUUAGUCACCAUUGAAUAGGCUAUGACCUCCUCAAAAAGAGAAAAAAAGAAUGUUUGGCAAUGAAAUUCACCCUGGGCUAUAAUUGCAAACCCCUUUAUACUGGGAGGGUUUGCUUUAGCACAGAAGAGGGGAUAUCUUUGAAAAUCUGUUUCCUAGAGAGGCCACAACUGGGGACUAUGUGGAGGUGUCGUCUGUUGAUUAGCAUGAACACACUAGAAUGUUAAAAGAAUUUCUGCCCCUCCCUGAUGUACUCCCUGUAUCUGAAAUACGUAGUUCCAUUAAUCUACCCAAGUACCAAUAGGCCUCCAUGGCUAUCCCCCCACAAUUCCGCCUCCUUACAUUCCCUGUGGGUGAAUCCAUCAGGAAGCUGCCCAGGCACUUCUGCAUUUGGCAAUCACUGAAGAGAACUGAUUUUCUUUAGAGUAGAAUAGCAGGAAGCAGAUGUCUGCAAAGAAAUUUUACUCUUGUAUUUUUAUCGAUCACAUAUUGGUACCAGGUAUUUUGUAAAUUGUUUUGUGUCCUUUAAUCUUCCUAUGAGCCCUAAAAGGUGCAUGGACAGUUUUCUCCAUUUUACUCUGUGUAGUGUGUGGCAGACAAGCAACAGACAGGCACACCCACUCUCCUAAGGACACUUGAUGGGAAAGUAGAGAGCGACAUGAAGAACCCAGGGAGCAGUUCCAGUGUGGGGGAGGUGUGAUGGGGAAGAAUCCGGAGCUGAGUUGGAAAUUUGGAGAGCCUGGGGACAUUUACCAUAAUACGUGUCCAAGACUACGGAUGCCCUAUUUGUGGCUCAAUGCCCAAGGAGUAUUAUUGUAUUGUAUUGUUUUGCCAUAAAAUGCCUCCUUUCUUUUUGUUUAUUUUCUUAUAGUUGACUCAGAUGCUAAUUAAACAUUUUCUUGCCUAUAACCUCACCAAUAAUAUAUAUAUAUUAAUUUAUAUAUAUAUAUAUAUAUAUCACAUACACACAUAUUGUUAUACAUUUAUAUAUAAAUGUAUAACAGUUCUGUCACUGCAGAUGUGCUUACAUGGUAAUGUAUUACAUGGUAUGGGUAUGUAUUUCUCAUCUACUGUUAGAAAACUAAAGUUCAAAGAUAUUUAAUGAAGUGUCAAAAUCACUUACUCUGCUAAUCAGGAACAGAGAUCAUCCUGGGAUGUCACCUGCUAAAACUUCCUCUAAAUUCAAACUUGACUAUGGACACUAAGGAAAAAGAUUACUUCAUACCCAACUGAUAUUGUAUUCUGAGUUGUCCUGAUACUCUGAUACUCUAUGUAAUCUUCCUACAAUUUGCUAUUCUUGAGUCUGUAGAUGGUGGCAAUUAAGAGUAAAGCAUGACUUACAGGGGACUUGCCCAGUGUCCCCGCCCUGUUUUCGGUCAUGUUGAUUCCCCUUUGAACUUGUAAGAACUGGGUCUCCAACAGAGAUAAUCAAAAAAAAAUCACAUUCUA